This is a messenger RNA of Rhipicephalus sanguineus (brown dog tick), 1815 nucleotides long. RefSeq lists its product as uncharacterized. Bases 1 to 1815 code for a protein of 604 amino acids. Lineage: Eukaryota; Metazoa; Arthropoda; Arachnida; Ixodida; Ixodidae. The record is from RefSeq and is a predicted model, not a curated record. The transcript has 13 exons.
AUGGCUGUGAACUAUUACCAGGCCCAAGAUUACUACGGACAACCGCUGUUGGAUCAAAGCAGCUACGACCCGAUUGGCCAAUCAGGCUUUUCAGCAGGCUAUCCAUCGGGAUAUACGGAUGUGACGGGUCUGGAUAGAACGCGAGUGACGACCCCGCCCCCGCCGCUGUUGUGCUCGGUGGGUGCGACGCCGACCGCACUGCGUCCGCUGCUUCCGCCGGAUGGUGCGUGCGACAUCCUCAUCUACAUGCACGUCCGGUUCUUGAACAACAGGCUGCUUCCGCUGAUCAACGUGAUGAGCUUCGAAACUUUCAAGAACGGUUGCUCACACUACGCACACACCACCUGCGGCCUUUCCUUCGACAUAAUGCACAUCCCGCCACCGUCGUUCGCGUCAAUCCCUUUCGAAGAGCACGUAAAUGAACUGAAGGCCAAGUUUCAUAUGGAUCACUACGGCAUUCUCAACGUCUAUGGCGACCAAAAAUUCGUCGACAGCGUAUCCGGAAGAUCUGUUCCCCUAACACUAAGCGCAUUGCGACGAAUUUUGGGAGAAGAAGAGGAAAGGGAGAAGCACAAGGUCUUCGUCGGAGUUGGCUACCGCUACUUCAACGCAACGAACUCCUGGUCCGCUUUGACGUACACGGCCUCGAACUUGGCGUCGAAGGACGUGGACAUUGUGGUAAUAAUUACCAGUUUUCUGAUGCCCCAUGAUCUGCACGAUUGCAUAACACUUCCUGUCAACGCGAUGAAGAGCCCGAACCAAUACACUCCGGCUCUGGAUGAUGCUUCACAUAUGGCCAAAGAGGGCUUCGCAACGCCCUCGACCAUCGUGGCGUUCACCUUCCAGAUGGGCGUGCCGUACUACAUCCUCACCAAGCAGUACGGCCGACCCAUCGAUGCCAUGUACGAGCCCUGCACCAAGUUCGCACUCACCGACUACUCGCAGGCAACCACCACGACGACCACAUCAACGACGACGACCACCACGACGACCACGACGACGACCACACCCCCACCGCUUAUGUGCUCGGUGGGCACGGUCGCGGCUUCUGUCAAAACGAUGCUGCCUCCCGACGGCGAGUGCGACAUCCUGAUCUUCACGCAUGUACAACUGAACAACCGGACAGUUCAUGCGGUCGUCAACAAUAUGGCCUUGGAUACGUUCCAGGAUGCCUGCACCACCUACAAACGCACAACAUGCGGUGUGUCCUUCACCAUGCGCAUGCUCAAAGGGGACAUGUUCAGCAACACUGCAGACCAGGACUAUAUGAAGGAAUACCAGAAACGCAACCGCAUCGAUCACCUCGGCAUCCUAGACGUGUACGGCUCAAAAGCCGAGGUCGACAAGGCGUCGAACGAAACCGUACCAUCUGUACUUGCCGCUAUGCGGCAACUCCUGGGAAAUGACGCCGGACGCCACAAGCUCAUUCUCGGCUUGGGUUACUACUACUACAACGACACAGAUGCCUGGGGUAAUCUUAUGAAGAUUGCCCAGACUCUCACGGCGAAAGACGUCGACGUGCUCGUCGUGAUUAACACAGUCUUGUCAGUUCCCACCCACAAGCAGUGCAUCACGCUGGCUUCGAACGCCCUCAAGAGUAACGAGAAACACUGUCCAACCAUGGAUGGUGCGCUCCCGAUGGCCAUGGACAAGUUUGGGAGGAGCAACAUGAUCGUGGCCUUUUCUUUACAAAUGGGCGUGGUCAUGUACACACUGACGGCCACUUACAGCCUCGCAAUUAACGCCCUCUACGCACCAUGCAGCGGCUUCGCUGUCACCGACUAUUCGCAGGCAAGUGGCACUAGGGAUCUUUAG